AUGGGCAGUCUGAAUGAGAAGAAACAAAGAUUUCUUUGCCUUCAUGGCUUCAGAACCAGCGCCGAGAUUCUGAAGAAGCAGGUCGUCGGGAGAUGGUCGUCAUCAGUGGUGGAAAAAUUGGAUCUUGUGUUCGUAGAUGCACCGUUUCCUUGCCAGGGCAAAUCUGAUGUGGAGGGCUUCUUUGAUCCUCCUUAUUAUGAGUGGUUCCAGUUCAACAAGGAAUUCACAGAGUAUCAGAAUUUUGACAACUGCCUUGCUUACAUUGAAGAUUGCAUGAUAAAAUAUGGACCUUUUGAUGGUCUUCUUGGUUUCUCCCAGGGUGGAGUGUUGUCAGCAGCAUUGCCUGGGUUACAAGAGAAGGGAGUGUGUCUUGCAAAUGUGCCCAAGGUUAGAUAUGUUAUAAUAAUUGGAGGAGCAAAGCUAAAGAACCAAGCAAUUGCAGAAAAGGCAUACUCAUUGCCUAUUAAAUGCCCCUCUGUUCAUUUCAUAGGAAAGGAGGACUUACUUAAGGAAUAUGGAAGUGAACUCGUGGAAUCAUUUGUGGAUCCCCUGGUUAUUCAUCACCCUAAAGGUCACACGAUACCACGAUUUGACGAGGAAAGUUUACAGCAGAUGCUUUCAUUCCUAGAAAGGAUUCAAGGGGAUAUCAGUAUGACAGAAGAAAAGCAAACAGAAAUUGCGAAGAAAGAUUCUUAG
Molecule: messenger RNA, 696 nt
Organism: Ipomoea triloba (trilobed morning glory)
Lineage: Eukaryota; Viridiplantae; Streptophyta; Magnoliopsida; Solanales; Convolvulaceae
Product: esterase AGAP003155-like
Exons: 6
Coding region: 1-696 (231 amino acids)
Source: RefSeq, a predicted model, not a curated record